UGGUGGAGGUAUGCUUGUCACAUAUCCUCUCUACACUUGUUCAAAGAAAUAGAGAGAAACCACAAUCUCAUUACACUUUCAAAAUAAACACGCACAAAACACACACUAAUACAGAAAAAUAAGAGAGAAAUCAACUGGUUUCUUGAGUCACGGACAAACACAAGUGUAAGGUCUGCUUGAGGAAUUUCAGUAAUGAUAGAUCUUUGGGUGGCCAUAUGAGAUCUUACAUGAUGAAUCUAUACAUUCAACAAAAACAGCAGAUCAGUGAAGAAACAGAUUCAAUUUUGUUGUGUUCAUCAUCCUCAGAAAGUGAAAAGACUGAAGAAAAAGAGAUGUUAAAGAAGAGCCUUAGAAUUAUGGAUCUUCAAGAUAGAGAGAGUGAAACCGAGUUCACAUAUCCAACACAAUGGCGGAUUAAGAAAUCAAGAAUCUCAUAUACACAUUACAUGUCAAAUUAUGAUUAUAGGCACGUAGCAUAUGCGGAAAGUUGUGCGUACGCCAGUGCUCGUGUCCCUUCCUCUGAGCCAGUGAGUUCUAUCUGGGACACGUCGCCGGAGGAAGAUGUUGCAUAUUGCUUGAUGAUGCUAUCUAGAGAUAAGUGGAGGAAAAAAGAAAAAGAGAAGGAUCAAAAGCAAGAUAAAGUGACUAAGACUAGAACUAGAGGUAAGUACAAAUGUGAAACAUGUAGCAAAUUUUUUAGAUCUUAUCAAGCACUUGGGGGUCACGUAGCAAGUCACAAGAAGAUUAAAGUUUCAACUAAUAAAACAUCAGAAACUGUGGAAACAAAAUAUAAAGAAGUAAAAAUACAUGAAUGUCCUGUUUGUUCCAGAGUAUUUUCAUCAGGCCAAGCUCUUGGUGGACACAAGAGAUCACAUGGUAUUACUUCAACAAAAAUAAAAUUAUCAAGAAUUGAUAGGACUAUGAUAGAUCUCAAUGUUCCUGCUUCACUAGAGGAUGCUGAGAUUAUUACUCAGAUUGAGUUUUCUUCAGUUUCUGAUGCUAAAUUUGUCAACCCCAUCAAGCCACUGAAAGUGAAAUUAUUGUAAUGUUAAAGGAACUCACGAAUUAGAGGUAAAGUUUUGUUCAUUUUUCCUUUUUAGGAUUUUUGGUGUGGACCUAAGGAAAUUGAUCAGUGCGUUUUCAUGGAAAAAUUUGGCACUUUUCAUGACUUUUACCCAAUUAAAUAGU
Molecule: messenger RNA, 1188 nt
Organism: Nicotiana attenuata
Lineage: Eukaryota; Viridiplantae; Streptophyta; Magnoliopsida; Solanales; Solanaceae
Product: zinc finger protein ZAT9-like
Biological process (GO): regulation of DNA-templated transcription
Source: RefSeq, a predicted model, not a curated record